CGGGCAGGCAUGCGGGCCAAGAGGGUACACCGAUCUCCGACGACAUGAUCUUUUAAACACAUCCGCAAGCAGAUCAACGACUCAAGCCGCCUUCCUUCUCUAGGGGUAGGACGCGGAGCUCCGUGGCAGCUUGGCCCAGGGGCGCCGCCUCGCCUGGGAGGGCGCGGCCCCAGCGAUGGUGGCCUGCCUGGGAGGGCCCGCGGGGCUGCUCGCCCUCGCGCUGCUGGCCGUGCCGGCGUCCACGGCGGCGGGCGCCGCCGCCGCGGGCAGCACGGGCAAGGACGAGGUGGCCCGCCAGCAAGAGCGGCAGACGGAGGAGGAGCACCGGUACGGGGCCCCCGGCGCGGGCGCGGAGAGACGCGGCCAGGAGGGCAAGUCCGCCCCGCAUGCCAGCAGGAAGCCGUGGUGCGGGCCAGACUUCUGCUACUCCGAGGACGGUGCCAGCUGCUUCGAGAAGUACCGCGCAGACUACUGCAUGCACAGGGUGUACGUCUGCAUGAAGAACUUCUUCGGGGGGGGAGACUGCAAGCACCUGGCGCUCGGCGUCGGCGCCAUCGCCGACCGCCUCAGCGACGUCGGGGACCGCCUCGUCCAGCCCGAGCCGCCGCCGCCGGCGGAGUGGUCCGCGGCAGGCUGGGCGGCGGCGCUGUCGACCGCGCUGCUGUCGGUCGCCGUGGCGGCCAGCGCCGUCUCGAGGGCGUCCGAGCUGCUCUGCAGGCCGGCGGCGAGGGGCGUGGACAAGUCGCCGCUGCUGGGCUGAGCGGCCGACGCUCCUCGGAGGAGGGCGGCUAUCGAGGCAGCAGUAUAGCCGACCUUUUGAGGGGGCCCCCCUCGCGGCCACAGCUGGGCGCAGCUCGGGAAGCUGGGGCGUCUGGGCCCCGCGAGGGGUCCGGGGGCCGAGUGUGCGCUGCCGCUGUCUCGGCUCGCCCUGCUCCGACCUCCUCUGGUCCGCCUGGACAUGUCGCCGUGCCUGGGCUGAGGGGGCCAGCCUUCCUCUCCCGCCUUCCUUCUUGGGGUUGGAACACAAUGUCCCCACCCCACCUGCACCCUAACCAGGUUGUGGGAUUCUGGCGCCAAGUUUGGCAGCACCCAGCUCGCGGGCAUGCCUGUUGACUGCCUUGGUGUGGCCCUGGGCUGUAUAGGAUUCUUUUGACCCGGCGCACAUUGGGAGAGCUCGCUUGAUGUGUUUUGGCGGCGGGGUUUCUACGUGCGCUUUUCAGGACGCAGGGAGCGACACGCGCAUCGGUCACCAGAGCUGGAAUAGCCUGUGCCGAUGAUUAAUUCUGAAGUUUGUGCACAUGACGCCGCAGCAUCGUACAGACCGUCGCCAGCCCAAUGCCCCCCUGCACCUCUGAUGUCUGAUCGUACGUGCGUUCUCAAGAGAAAACUACAGGAAAUGAGCUCGAGUCGCGAUGUCGACCCCCCA
Molecule: messenger RNA, 1426 nt
Organism: Prorocentrum cordatum
Lineage: Eukaryota; Dinophyceae; Prorocentrales; Prorocentraceae
Source: the annotation of a GenBank genome assembly